Eurytemora carolleeae is the source of this 1527-nucleotide messenger RNA. RefSeq names its product alpha-amylase. The record is from RefSeq and is a predicted model, not a curated record. Gene Ontology annotation, biological process: carbohydrate metabolic process. The transcript is spliced from 10 exons. Gene Ontology annotation, molecular function: cation binding; alpha-amylase activity. The coding region runs from base 58 to 1467 and encodes 469 amino acids. NCBI's taxonomy places the organism in Eukaryota, Metazoa, Arthropoda, Copepoda, Calanoida, Temoridae.
UAUAUAAUUAUUUGUAUAAAACCCAGGUUAAAGACCAAACUAAACUAGUUCUCCAGCAUGUCUGGCUUUAAGCUCCUUCUUCUGUUUGCAUUCCUUUUUCAUGAAGGAUAUGGGUACACAGAAACCCAUUGCCAAGAUAAGAAGCAGGUGAUUGUUCAUCUGUUCGAAUGGUCCUGGGACUCUAUAGCCAGAGAAUGCGAGGAAGUGCUUGGACCCAAAGGAUUCUGUGGCGUCCAAGUCUCCCCACCUAUGGAGCAUAUUCAAGGCGGUCAAUGGUGGACUAGAUAUCAGCCAGUUUCCUACAAACUUGAGUCAAGAUCUGGAAAUAGAGAUCAGUUUAUCAGCAUGGUUAACAGAUGUAAUGCUGUAGGAGUAAACAUUUAUGUUGAUGCUGUGAUCAACCACAUGACUGGACAUGGAGGAAGUGGACAAGGAACUGGAGGAUCCUCUUAUGAUGGUCCCAGUGAAAGCUAUCCUGGAGUUCCUUUCUCAAAUUUGGACUUCCAUCAACCUUACUGUGAAAUCUCCAACUACAAUGAUGCAAAUGAUGUCAGAAACUGUUAUCUUGUAUCCUUGAAUGACCUUGAUGGUGGUAAAGACUAUGUCCGAGGUAAGAUUGCAGACUACUACAAAGACUGCAUUAACAUCGGAGUAAAGGGGUUCCGUGUGGACGCCAGUAAACAUAUGUGGCCUGGAGAUAUUGCUGCCAUCCAGGAGAGAGCAGGAAAUCUUCCCAAUGGUGGUGCACCGCUUUAUUUCCAUGAGGUUAUUGACAUGGGAGGCGAGGCAAUCAGCGCUAGCGAAUAUUUUGGAGUCGGAAAAACAAUUGAGUUUAGAUAUGGUGUGAAGCUUGCUCAAUGCAUUAGAAAUGGAGACUUCAAUUGUCUUGGAGGAAUUUAUGACCAGGGAUGGGGAAUGGCUGAUGGACUUCAUGCGGUUGUUUUUGUGGACAAUCAUGACAACCAACGUGGACAUGGUGGGGCAGGUGGAGUGCUCACUGCAUCCGGUCCCGGACACAAUGACUGGCAAUACAAAGUAGCAUCUGCCUUCAUGUUAGCUCAUGACUAUGGGUUCAAGAGAGUAAUGUCUAGCUACUACUUUGAUAACUCAGACCAGGGACCACCAGGAGCCCAGCCUGGACCACCAGGGCAGGCCUGCGGAAACGGUUGGACUUGUGAACAUAGGUGGAGCAGUAUUAUGAACAUGGUUAAAUUUGCCAAUGCUGUAGUUGGAACUGGAGUUGAAAACUGGCAGGCAGCUGGAGCAUCCCUGGGAUUCUCUAGAGGCAACAAAGGUUUUGUUGCUAUGGGUGAUCUGAACAAGGAGUACUAUACUGGCCUACCUGAUGGAGAGUACUGUGAUAUUAUUCAAGAUUGCCAGCAGAAAAUCCAGAUAAGUGGGGGCAAGGGAUACUUCAGCCCUGCUAACCCCGAUGAUCCCGUAGUUGCUAUUUGUGUUGGAUGCUAAAUAAGGAUAAAUUUUAUAUGAGAUGUGUUUAUUGGAAUAAAUAAUAAAUCUUGUUCUAUA